AUGGCGCGCGGGCAGGCGCACAUCUUCUCCAUACAGGUCGGCGACUCCAAGAUCAACGUGCAUCCCGAAGGCUACACCGCCGCCCUGCGCGGUCCGACGGCUGUGCCCGGCAGCGCCGACAUCUGCUUCGUCUGGAACGGCGCAGCAGCCGAUUGCGAGCGGAUGCUACAAGACGCAGGCGUGGCAAUCAUAGCCGGCCCCGGCCCAAGACGCGGCGCGACUGCGAGACAAGACAGCCGUCAGCCUCUACGCCCGCGACCCCGACGAAAACCUGCUCGAAUGGAUGAUUUACGAGUAACCCACCCCGUCAUUCCCGCGCAGGCGGGAAUCUAG
This is a messenger RNA of Geodia barretti, 333 nucleotides long. NCBI's taxonomy places the organism in Eukaryota, Metazoa, Porifera, Demospongiae, Tetractinellida, Geodiidae. The record is from the annotation of a GenBank genome assembly.